AUGGCUGGACUUCAAUACAGUUUCUUCCCGACCGACUUCUUCUACCCACGAGCUUCUCCUCCGGCUACAACAAGCCUUGUCGUUGUUAAUCCAAAGGUUGAGAUAUUAACCCAAAAGAGAGAUGGGUUAGUAGUGAUUGAUGAAACUCGUGCUUCUUUGUCUCUGCUUAUCCGUGAAAAGACGAGUAACCAAUCACGUUUCGAUACACAAAUAUUGAAGAAGAAGAAGAAGCCAUUUCUGAUCGAAGAUGACAUGUAA
This is a messenger RNA of Arabis nemorensis, 258 nucleotides long. The record is from the annotation of a GenBank genome assembly. Lineage: Eukaryota; Viridiplantae; Streptophyta; Magnoliopsida; Brassicales; Brassicaceae.